UUUAAUGCGUUUGACGUACACAUACGUACAGUGACUCAGAAGAAAUGCUACCAGUUGUUGAUCCAUGUCGGUAGUGUUUUCAGCCGUGGAUUUUCGAUUACGUACCAAAUAUUUGUGUUCUAAUUAGAUAAUAACAAAUUGGUUGAACUAUGCUACAGUCACUUCGUGAACGUUCGAAAAAGCGGAAACAAUUGCUGGCGCAAACUCUCGGUGUAUCUAGUGUAGAUGAGCUUAGACAAGUAUUGGGUACAGACGUCGAUGAUCUACAAAAAAAACGUCACAGAGCUUCUUCCACCAAAUCGGAAGACGAUAAGAAUCGAAAAGAUGAUGCAGUUUCUACUAAUGAAAUUGUUUACAAAGAUUCUUCCACCUUUCUCAAGGGGACGCAGUCAUCCAACCCACACAACGAUUAUUGUCAACACUUUAUAGAUACUGGUCAACGGCCCCAGAAUUUCAUACGAGACGUGGGACUCGCUGAUCGAUUUGAGGAGUAUCCAAAACUGCGAGAGCUCAUUAAAUUGAAGGAUGACCUAAUCUCAGAGACUGCAACUCCUCCCAUGUACCUCAAAACUGAUCUCUUGACCUAUAAUCUGAAAGAACUCAAUUGUAAAUUUGAUGUCAUUCUUAUCGAACCUCCUUUAGAAGAGUAUCAAAGGACAUGCGGAGCCACAAAUGUACAGCUUUGGAACUGGGAUCAGAUAAUGGAGCUAGACAUAGGAGAAGUCGCAGCAAGUCGUAGCUUUGUUUUUCUCUGGUGUGGUAGUAGCGAUGGAUUAGACAUGGGUAGAUUUUGUUUACGUAAGUGGGGUUUCAGGAGAUGUGAAGAUAUUUGUUGGAUACGUACGAACAUUAAUAACCCUGGGCACAGUAAGAAUUUAGACAGCAAGGCUGUUUUGCAAAGAACCAAGGAACAUUGCUUAAUGGGAAUUAAAGGAACUGUACGAAGGUCUACAGACGGAGAUUUUAUCCAUGCAAACGUGGAUAUUGAUCUGAUUAUUUCUGAAGAACCUGAAUAUGGAUCUAUCGAGAAGCCUGUGGAAAUUUUCCACAUCAUUGAACACUUUUGUCUUGGUAGAAGACGAUUACAUUUAUUUGGGCACGAUAGUACCAUAAGGCCAGGUUGGCUCACCGUCGGACCGGAACUAACAAAUACAAAUUUCAACGCAGACCUUCAUGCCAGCUAUUUCGCAACUGGUCAGAUCACAACUGGAUGUACCGAGCGAAUAGAGGCACUUAGGCCCAAAUCUCCUCCGCCAAAGGGAAAAGUUUCUGGCAGAGGUAGGGGUGGUUUCAAUCGGGGUAGAGGCAGAGGAAGAUAAUCAACAAUUAAUUAUAGUUUCGAUUUUCGAACACUACAUUUGUGUGUUAACAGAUGUGUAACUAAAUUUGAACAUUUUUAAUAACUGACUUGUUGGGACAGAGGUAUAUGUGUACAUAUACUGAUAGUAAUGCUAAAAAAUAGCAUUUGUUGUUUAAUUAGCUCUUUACUGUUAGAAAUACUGUAUGUUGGAUUAAUAAAUUGCGCUCAGCUCUGAAUCAA
Molecule: messenger RNA, 1540 nt
Organism: Athalia rosae (coleseed sawfly)
Lineage: Eukaryota; Metazoa; Arthropoda; Insecta; Hymenoptera; Athaliidae
Gene: Mettl14
Product: N6-adenosine-methyltransferase non-catalytic subunit
Exons: 5
Coding region: 150-1319 (389 amino acids)
Cellular component (GO): RNA N6-methyladenosine methyltransferase complex; nucleus
Molecular function (GO): mRNA binding
Source: RefSeq, a predicted model, not a curated record